ACCACUCACUGUCGCAAGGCACCAAAAAUAACAGUAACGUCAGCUAAGCUCCAACCCGAAGCUCCCUCAAUCCAACAACCUUUUCUCAACCAAGAAAAGAACUCACCAGCAUGUCCAACACCAACCUACCCAGUGGCUCACCACCACCAAACGCUACGUACGUGUCAUUGCACCCCGACACGUCCUAGCCCCUCCUAUACCAAAAACACAAACAAAAAACAACUAAACUAACAAAUCUAGACUCUACAUCAAUAACCUCGAAGAAACCGUCAAGAUCCCCGCGCUAAUCGAAGCGCUCACGGAACUCUUCUCUGAAUAUGGCACAAUUAUCGAGAUCAUCGCAAAGACGAAUCUAAAAGCUAAAGGCCAGGCAUUUAUCGUUUUUGAAAAUGUAGAGAGUGCUACGAAAGCUAUAGAGGAUAUUCAGGGUUUUGAGCUCUUUGGAAAGGAAAUGCGGAUUGCGUAUGCAAAGACCAGGAGCGAUGCUAGUGUGAAGAGGGAGGGGGGCGAGGAGGAAUAUGAGGUUCAUAAGAGGAGGAGGUUGGCGGAGAAGGGUGAGUUUAUUUUCUUGCUUAUGAAUGCCUAAGGCGAUUGUGAUGGAUCUUUGGAAGGGGUGGGAAUGUGUUACCAGGAGAUGGCAAGGCUAAUAAUAUCUUUUUUUACAUUUAGACAAGAAAAAGGCCGCAGAGCUCGCGUCAAGCAAUACGCUCAAACGACCCAGUGCUGGAGCACCGCUCGCCAACCCUGCAGAUCUCGCUGCGAGACCUAUCAAAGCUACCAGAGGAGCUGGACUCAAAUCUUCGAAUCCUGCCGCUGCAGCUGUCGUGCCUGAUGAGUACUUACCUCCUAACAAGAUUCUUUUCGUGCAAAAUCUACCUGAAGAGUAUGAUGUUGAUAUGUUGACGAGUAUCUUUGGACGAUUUGAGGGCUUUAGGGAGGUGCGAUUGGUGCCUGGAAGAAAGGGUAUUGCGUUCGUUGAGUAUGAGACUGAGACUGGAAGUAUUGGCGCGAAGGAGAAUACGGCGGGUAUGACGUUGGGUGCUGAGCAGAAGGUUAUUAAGGUUACUUAUCAAAGACAGUAAGUUAUGGACGGAUGUUGUUGGCAUGGAAAUAGGAAGAUAUAAAGCUUUCAGGUGCUCGUUUCAUUUCAUGAAAUUUAUUGCAGCUAUGAAUGGGUAUG
Molecule: messenger RNA, 1180 nt
Organism: Sclerotinia trifoliorum
Lineage: Eukaryota; Fungi; Ascomycota; Leotiomycetes; Helotiales; Sclerotiniaceae
Source: the annotation of a GenBank genome assembly